Messenger RNA from Mercenaria mercenaria, 1744 nucleotides. RefSeq lists its product as uncharacterized. The coding region runs from base 263 to 1015 and encodes 250 amino acids. The record is from RefSeq and is a predicted model, not a curated record. The transcript has 2 exons. Gene Ontology annotation, molecular function: dioxygenase activity. NCBI's taxonomy places the organism in Eukaryota, Metazoa, Mollusca, Bivalvia, Venerida, Veneridae.
GUCAAAAACUCUGUCGUUCACGAUUAUCUACAGUGUUCGCGUCCGACUUUAAGGUGUUUACAGACAAUUCAGAUUAAUGGAAGUUUCAGAAUCCCCGAUCCCGGUGAUAGACUUUGAUCAUCUCGGCUUGCACAGAAAAAGUGAGGACAUCAGUAAAUCACAAGUGAAAACUGUCGGAGAUCUUAUGAAAGAUGCGUUUACAAAAGCAGGCUUUUGUUAUUUGAAGAAUCAUGGCAUUGAUCAGGAUUUGGUAGGAAAAUAGAUGACAAUUUCAAGGACAUUCUUUGAACAACCAGUGGAAGAGAAGAUUAAACAUGUUCGGGGAAAGGGUCAAAAUUAUGGUUGGGUCGCGGUAGAGACAGAGAAAUUAAACCCAGAAAGGCCUGGUGAUCUAAAGGAAGCAUUCAAUUACCAUCUGGCGGAUGACCCCGAUGACUGGCCAACGGCGGAUUUUCAGCAAGCAAGUAGAGAGAUGUUUUUGCGAUGUACUGAACUUUCACAUCGGGUAUGUGAUGCACUCUCAGUAGGGCUUGGUCUUGAUGAGAACUUUAUGAGGAAUGCACAUAAGUCUGUCGGUAAGAAAGAAAAUCCAACAACAAUACGUAGUUUGUACUACCCACCAAUUCCGCAAUAUGUGGACAUAAAGCCUGGUCAGAUACGACUUGGGGAGCAUUCCGACUUCGGGACAAUAACGUUAUUAUUUCAGGACGAUAUUGGUGGACUUGAGGUUGAAAUUCCAGGGAAGGGAUUCGUACCAGCUACUCCGAUACCAGGAACCAUUGUUGUCAAUAUUGGCGAUCUUAUGCAAAGGUGGACGGCCGACACACUGGUGGCCACUAAACACAGAGUGCUCAUUCCAGAGGUAGAAUUUAAAAAAAGGAAACCUCGGCAGUCGGUUGUUUUCUAUGUAGAUCCAGACAAUGAGUACGUGGUAGAAUGUCUGGACGGAUCAAAAAAAUACGAGCCCGUCGCUAGUCUCGAUUACUUAAACUACAAAUUAGGUAUAACGUAUUAAGUUAUCAGGAGACUGAUGUAUGCUUAUCAGAGAUGCAGUUUAUUGAAUAGAAUUUGAUUGACAACUAACUAUUAUGCAAGUGCCUAUAAAAUCAUAUUAUAAAUAACCCUGGUUUCAAUUGCACAUGACUAUUUUCUGGUCCUACGGGAUCAUUGAUUUCAACUCAUUUAAAUUUGAAAAUUGAAUAGUGCUUAAGCCGGUGCUAGGGGGCGUGGGCAGUGUUGCAUUUUCCAUUACUGCUCAUGAACAGACUCAAUCAAACCGAGUCUGCAAUUUUCACUGUUUGCAUUGUUCUCGGUGCUUCCGAGGGAUCUACUUUCCAGAUUAUAUUUAUCUAGCUAGCUAUAAUAUUGGUCGCAGCUUUUUAUUUACAAAGAGCCAUACAAUAUAGAUUAUCACAUGUUUUAAUUUUUUGUUGUUUCAUUGCUUAUCCCCACCCUAAGUUCAGAGUAGUACGAAGAUUGUCAUUGAAAUGCUUCUGAAAUGUAAUAUUUUUGAACACUGAAAAAAAUACUAUAGAACUUCUCUUAAGUAGAAAUGUUGUUUUUUUUUCUUCUCCUAAACUGUAUCCAGGUAUGCAGUAAAUUAGGAAUUUGUCUUCUCGGGCUCUUUUGUAAUAGACACGUGUUAGCUAGCUGUCUUACAACAGUUGGCGAUGUUUUCAUAAAUAUUAUCCAAGGCACCUGUAUGACUUAGGGCUGAGCAGGUUGUUGAAGAUACAUCAAGUGG